Hippocampus comes (tiger tail seahorse) is the source of this 1990-nucleotide messenger RNA. RefSeq names its product SEC14-like lipid binding 7 (gene sec14l7). Lineage: Eukaryota; Metazoa; Chordata; Actinopteri; Syngnathiformes; Syngnathidae. Gene Ontology annotation, cellular component: cytoplasm. The record is from RefSeq and is a predicted model, not a curated record. The transcript is spliced from 11 exons. Bases 259 to 1536 code for a protein of 425 amino acids.
CGAGCAGAAUUGAGAUUUUUUUUAUUUUAUUUUUUUGGAUGAGAUGUCAUGUUGCUGAAGUUUUGUCAGGUUUGUGGUUUCUUUUGGAACAGCUGAAACACUGGGCUUGAUUUUUCAGAUGUCCUUGUGAAAGUGUGUGCGUGUAUCUGGAAGGCGUGUCCCUGGUUCCCUCCCCCACCCCCAACCCCACCCCCAAGGUCUGUGGCCUCCGCGCCAGCGUUCAUCCUUCAGUCCCACGCUGGAAGUUUUGCUGGCAACAUGAGUGGCCGUGUUGGAGAAUUGAGCGCCAAACAAGCGGAUUCACUCACGCAGUUUCGUUACCGAAUCGGGGACAUCCUUCCUGAACUUCCGGCCCAACACGACCACUACCUGCUACGCUGGCUGCGAGCCAGAAGCUUCAGUGUCCCCAAAGCUGAAUUGAUGAUCAGGAAGCAUGUGGAAUUCCGAAAAAACAUGAAGGCAGACACCAUCAUUUCUGACUGGACUCCACCCGAGGUGAUCACGCGCUACGUGUCGGGCGGCAUGUGCGGCCACGACAAGGACGGCAACCCCAUCUGGUACGACGUGUUGGGUCCGCUGGACCCCAAAGGGCUCCUGAUGUCGGCCAGCAAGCAGGAUUUCCUGAGGACCAAGAUGAGGAACAUGGAAAUGCUGCAGAGGGAAUGUCAAAAGCAGUCGGAGAAGUUGGGUGUGAAUGUGGAGUCAGUCACGCUGAUCUACGACUGCGAGGGUCUGGGCUUUAAGCACCUCUGGAAGCCCGCCAUCGAGACAUACGGCGAGAUCCUCACCAUGUUUGAGGACAACUAUCCGGAGGGGCUCAAGAGAGUCUUUCUCAUCAAAGCUCCCAAACUAUUUCCGAUGGCAUACACUUUGAUCAAGCACUUCCUGUCCGAGGAGACGCGGCACAAACUCAUCAUUCUUGGAGGCGACUGGCAGGAAGUGCUUCGUAAACACGUGGACGCCGAGCAGCUUCCGGUGGUGUACGGCGGAACUCGGACCGACCCGGACGGAGAUCCUCGCUGCAGAACAAUGAUCAACUACGGCGGCAUUGUGCCACGGUCGUACUACAUCCAGAACUCGAUUAAGGUCCAGUACGACACCAGCGUGACCGUCAGCCGCGGCGCCGUCUUACAGCUGGACUACCACGUCACUGCCCCUUGCAGCCUGCUCAGGUACGUGACUAAUCGCAAAGUGGUGCUUUGCUGCCAUCUUGUGGCAUUUACUGGGAAUUUAAAUCCUUCCUUGGGAGUUCAGCUCAUUACUUCCAGAUGUUCCCUAUUUGUUUACCCCUGUAGUUCCUUGGCACCAAGGGAACACAAGAUGCCACCAAAGCACUACUUUUAUAUUAAACCUCAGCAUACAAGAUAUUUCUGUAAGUUACACGCCACAGGUGGCAGUUCACCAGCGACGGGGCCGACAUCGGCUUUGGGGUGUACCGACGCACGGCGCCGGGUGACCAGCAGAAGAUGGCGGACAUGUUGCAGGUGGUCCCCAGCCAACGUUACAAUGCGCACCUGGUGCCCGAGGACAAUAUGAUCACCUGCCCCGAACCGGGAGUGUACGUUUUGUGUUUCGACAACAGCUACAGCGUGCUGCACUCCAAGCGGGUCAGCUACACGGUGGAGGUGCUUCCUCCGUCGCCGUGACGACCAAUGACGAGGACCCUACCGCAGGGACACGCCGCGGAACGUUUGCAUUCACCUGACUUUCAUUGAUUGUGACGCUGGGAAUGUUGCCUGUCGCGUGCUUUGUUAGGGACACCUGAGCUCGCGGGUGUGCCUAAUGGCAUGGCCUCCAAGCGUACAUUUGGUUAGGACGCUGACGGCGAUGCCGCAAAAUUGUCAACGACUGCUCUGUUUAAUUUAUGCAGCAGUUGUGUCUACAUUGCACAUAAUUGAGUUGCUCUCGCCUGUCAAUCGGGAAUUUUUAUCACAACAAGUUGACAUCAAAAAUAAGAGCACAAACAAUAAAUGGACAGAAAGAUAAAGUA